Messenger RNA from Glossina fuscipes, 2830 nucleotides. Its product is annotated as sorting nexin-29. The transcript has a single exon. Gene Ontology annotation, molecular function: phosphatidylinositol binding. The record is from RefSeq and is a predicted model, not a curated record. Lineage: Eukaryota; Metazoa; Arthropoda; Insecta; Diptera; Glossinidae. The coding region runs from base 277 to 1986 and encodes 569 amino acids.
UUUUACGUUUUUGUUUCUUACAAAUAAAGAAACGGAAAAAAGAGGAUAGUGCUUACAAUUUGUAUUUGUCAAGAAAAUUGUUUAUUCACAAACUUCUCUUCUUAUUGAAAGCAUAGUUCGAAAAACAAUAAACAGGUCGAAAAAGAAAACAUAAUUAUUACUCAAUAAUUAAUUGAAUCACCUUCGUCUUAUAAAAUUCAAAGUUUAUGUGUAUAUCUGAUAAAUAACAUAUUUGGGCGUAAAUAUUUGUUGUUUUUUUCAAUAAUAAUCGUAAAUAUGCAUGGUACUGAUAUCUCGGAAGGGGCGAAAGUGGAGAGUAAUGUAGAAUGUCCAAUGGAAAAAGAAAAUGCUGUGGCACAGGAAAUACAACAACCACCUAAAAUUAAGUUAGAUACGGUCACCUUUCAUCAACGGAGGUUUGAUAUAUAUGCCAGACUUGAAGAAGUUGCUGCUAUAUGUCGAAAACGUUUUGAAGGCCGCAGCGAAUUGGCUACCGAAAAUGACGAAAGUGUGUUCGAACUUUGUGAAGUAUUGGAAGAAGCUUUCCAAUAUGGUCUAAGACAACAACAACCGACCUUCGUAAUUUCUGCGGCUCAUCUCUUUCAGAAUAUGCACGAAAUUGUUAUUGGUUCCAGAUUAGGUCGUAAUGGGUUGGCCGAUUGCAACGAAUUGUGCUUUUGGGAUUUUUGUAAGCAGUAUUUGACAAAUCACGAAAAACAACGUUUUGAGCAAUUGAAUUUUGUUAGUACAAAAUGCGGACGUGGACGGGCCUUUAUAAGAGCUUGCCUUAAUGAGCAUUCGUUGGAGCGCUACUUGCUAAUGUGGCUUGCUGAUCCAAAGCAAUUGGAAUCGUAUUAUACUCAUUGGUCUUUGUUAACCGAUGAAAACCUCUCUGGAACUUUACCGCAUGUAAUCAAAUCAUUGGAUACCAUUCUGUUUGCCUUGAAUGUGGAUAAGUGUGAAUUAAAUUCUCCUUUAAAAACCGCCUACUCUGCUUUCCGAUCUCCGGCUGAGAAAAAAGAUGAGCCUAUUAUAUAUGCCCCAGCGCCGGUUAAAGUGAAAAAUAAAACUAAAAAUAAAAGCAAUGUCGUAGAAAGGCAUAUUGCAACCGCAAAUUCUACGGAAGAUUUGCUUAAAAGCUUGCCUAUAAAAACCGAUAAUAUUGAAUAUGUCGACACGAACAUUACGGAAGAAUAUGAGUCAGUUGCAAAGGAGAUUUUAAUGCCUCUCAACUAUUUAUCGUCAGCAGUUUCCAUAGAAGACAAUCCUCGAAAAUCUUUAACAGAUAUUGAUAUUAUUACCAAAAAUGAUGUUAUUAAUGGUUCAACAUCUUCGAUGUGUUCUUCUAAUGAAGCGUAUAUAAACGAAAACAAAAGCGAGUGUUCCUCAUUGUAUAGUAAAACCUCCUCUUCUCCGUUACAAACAACAGGUUCAGAACAAUUAGAUGUUUGUCAGCUUGAGCAACAUUUGCAAUUGGAGAAUGAGCUUAAAGAGGCUAACGAACGUUGCAAUCUUCUAGAGACCAGAGUUGCUCAAUUAAGCUUAGAGAAUCGUCAAUUGAUUAGACGCUUGAAACAACAUUUUCAAGAAAGUGGAAUAGAUCCGACAUCUUCCUUUGCCACCAAUUUUCUAAUAACCAUUCCUCAUGUAAAAUUGCAUAAAUCUAAACGGCCUACUACCGGAAAGUAUUAUUUAUAUGAAAUUCACAUCACUAUGCGUCAAAAUUUAGAGCAUUGGUCUCUCUGGAGACGUUACAGUGAUUUUAAUAAACUACACAAGUCUCUACUAAAAACGCAUCCUUCCGCGGUCCUUGUUGAGUUUCCAGGCAAAAAACGUUUUGGUAAUAUGAAUAAGCAGUUUGUGGAUGAGAGGCGUCAACAAUUGCAAAUAUAUCUGCUCAAUUUGGUAGAGACUUUACCACAAUUGGAGGCUUGCAAAUCAAAAGCUGAAUUGCAGAAAGUAUUUCCAUUUCUUCGAGAACGGUAACGAAUAAUUACUAGCAUUAAGUUCUGAUCAUGGUACAAAUUCAAAAGGGAUGGAACAGUUUUUAAUGCUUUCUUAAAGGAAUUACACAUCCUGUGUAUGUUAUUUAAUUAAAGCUUCCCAUACAUAGUAUUGUUUGUAAUUUAGAUAAAGUAUGGUAUCCAGGAAUUAUUUAUUGUGUAUAUAUUUUUGCUUAAUUUAACCGUGCCUUUAAUAGAUUUAAUCUUUUAUAAAUUUGUUUAUUAGUUAUUAAUUUCCAUUUCACUUUUCUUCCACCAGCAUACAAUAGCGUAGUAGAAAUGCCCACUUAACAGAUAAUUAUAAGAGCUUUUGUUAAGGAGAAUGGAGUCGGAUAAGCUUCUGAAGCUGAAUAAUAGAAAGCGUAAUCAAAUUUUUGAUACCAAGGGUAAAGCAUAAAGGAUUUGGGGAACUUGCAUGAGAGACAUUGCUAUUUAUAGUGAAAAAAGACAGAGAAGAAUAUAGAAGCAACAAUUAAAUAACCGCUAGAAAACAUAUUCGUUCCGUUUAUUUUGGAAAUUCAUAAAACAAGUUUGGAUACGCACUUCAAUCGGAGUUGGGGAACAUGCACGAGGUAGGUAUGUACUUAGACAGAAACCAGGACAGUUAGUGCGUAUAUUGGUGUUUAUAAUGAAAAAGCAUCCAGGAGAGUGUAGAAGCAACAACUAUAUGAAGAUUAGAAAACAUAUUCCUUCCGUUUUUAACGUACUUUUCAAAUUCAUAAAACAUGUUUGGAUGCAGACUUUAAUAAAAAGCCGAUGUUGAAAUGUUCAUUGUUGGCAAUCUGUGUAUUAUAUUUAAGUAACUUUUAUUAAAUAAAUACAAUAAA